UGGAUCUGGUUCGGUCAGACCUUUAAUUGAGUCUUAAUUCCGUCCAGAGGUUAAAAAUACCGAAAAUACACGCCUCUCCAUUUCUCUCUCUCGACAUCAGGCUAUUUCUUCUAAACCCAAAACAAAUUUCAUUUUUCACACGUCUCUCUCUUCAAGGAUCAAGCAGCCGCCGAAUCUUUUUCUGGAUUCACAUUGUCCCUUUUGAACGUUCUUUUCUUUUCUUCAAGAAUUGCAUGUUGGUGACUGAAAUUCAAUUUCUCUAGUUGAAAUAUGAACCGUAAUUGGUGUUUAUGAAGCUCGUCCAAAAUUAAGAAACUUUGCUAUGGCUAGAAUUCGAAUAAUGAAGUUCUGUGUUGUUGAAAUUAGAGCGGCUAUAGUUUCAUAUUUGGCUAGAAUUCGGAUAAUGUAUACAUAACAGUCGGAACCAUUGCUAUAGAGCAAAGGUUUGGAGCGAAGAAGAGAAAAAUGGUGGUAAGAUUGCGGUUGUCGAGGUUUGGAUGCAAAAACAAACCUUUUUAUAGAGUAAUGGCGGCGGAUAGUAGAUCUCCCCGAGAUGGCAAACACUUGGAAGUCCUCGGUUACUACAAUCCUCUUCCAGGUCAAGAUGGUGGCAAACGGAUGGGUCUUAAUUUUGACAGGGUGAAAUAUUGGUUAUCCGUUGGUGCACAGCCGUCAGAACCGGUUGAGCGUCUUCUUUUCCGAGCAGGUGUAUUACCUCCUCCACCUAUGCUAGCUAUGGGACAAAAAGGCGGUCCACGGGACACUCGUCCAGUUCAUCCUAUGACUGGACGUGUCAUGGCAUCGGAAAGUGUCAAAGUUGCUGGUCAAAAAGUUAGUUCUGAAGUUGAUGGAGAUGACAAAGCUUAGGACCUGACUAGUUAUAUUUUAUACAUUCAACUCGAAGAGCUAAUGUUUGUUCUAAUAGUGAUCUAUUGAUAUGUGAUAAUUACAGUGCUAAUAUCUGUUUGUUGCUCUAGAUUGCUGGGGUUGAAAUUUGAAAUCCAAGGACAUAUCAGUGUUAAAGAUGUUGUUGUGUCUCUAGAAACUAUGUAAUCAUGUAUCAUUCUUUACUUUCCCCUUUUGCUUUCUGAUGGUAAUAAAUGGAUGAUGUAGAAUA
Nicotiana attenuata is the source of this 1117-nucleotide messenger RNA. RefSeq names its product 30S ribosomal protein S16-2, chloroplastic/mitochondrial-like. The record is from RefSeq and is a predicted model, not a curated record. The transcript has 5 exons. NCBI's taxonomy places the organism in Eukaryota, Viridiplantae, Streptophyta, Magnoliopsida, Solanales, Solanaceae. Gene Ontology annotation, biological process: mitochondrial translation. Gene Ontology annotation, molecular function: structural constituent of ribosome. Gene Ontology annotation, cellular component: ribosome; small ribosomal subunit. Bases 466 to 867 code for a protein of 133 amino acids.